GAUCCAGGUGAGCUGCAGUAUGCCAUGACAAUGAUGUUUGCUAUUGAGGAGAUUAACAAUAGCACAGACCUAAUACCUGGCUUUACUCUGGGCUAUAGGAUAUAUGGUUCAUGCCCUAGCAUUCCUCUCUCGGUUAUGGCAUCACUAGUUCUCAUGAACGGGCCAGGAGAGGGUAGAGAAAGCUGCACCAAACCUUCCACCAUGCACGCUGUUAUUGGAGAGACCACUUCCACAGCCACCAUAGGAAUUGCAAGGACCAUGGGCCCAUUUCACAUACCAGUGCUCAGCCACUCAGCUACCUGUGCAUGUCUCAGCAAUAGAAAGGAGUAUCCUUCCUUUUUCAGAACAAUUCCUAGUGAUUACUACCAGAGUAAAGCACUGGCUAAACUGGUCAAACACUUUGGCUGGACCUGGGUGGGAGCUAUCAGAAGCAGGAGUGAUUAUGGAAAUGAUGGAAUGGCCAGUUUUCUAGAGGCUUCUGAGAAAGAAGGAGUAUGCAUCGAGUACUCAGUUGCUAUUUACAGGACUGACUCAAGAAAGCGGUUUCUAGAUGUGGUGGACAUUAUAAAGACAUCUACCUCCAGGGUCAUUGUGGCUUUUGCAGAUGGAAAUGACCUGGACAUCCUCAUUAAAGAGCUUUACUACAAGAAUGUGACUGGAUUUCAGUGGGUUGGGAGUGAGGGCUGGAUCACCUACCGGUACCUCGCCAAUGCUAGGAACUACGCAGUGGUUGGUGGUGCAGUGGGCUUUGCUGUACCCAAUGCGUACAUUCCCGGUUUGAAAGAGUUUAUCACAAGUAGUCGACCCUCUGUGAGGCCAGGUAAUACAGGACUAGUUGAAAUGUGGGAGAGCAUGUUUGAUUGCACUCUAGGCCUUGAGUCUCACAAUGCUGCAAAACCCUGCACUGGAGAGGAGUCUCUGGAGAACACGCACACAAGCUUCACAGACGUGUCAGAUGCUAGCCUCCUGAACAAUGUCUAUAAGGCUGUCUAUGCUGUGGCACAUGCUGUGGAUGGACUAGUGGCCUGUGAGGAAGGAAAGGGACCAUUCCCCAAUGGCACAUGUGCAGACAGGAAAAGAAUAGAGGCAUGGCAGGUGGUGCUGCACUACCUGACACACGUGAACUUUACUAUUAAAACUGGAGAAAAAGUAUUGUUUGACAAACUUGGUGAUCCAGUUGCACAAUAUGCUCUGGUCAACUGGCAGAUUCAUAGUAAAGGAAUAAUAACAUUUGAGACCAUUGGCAUGUAUGACACAUCUCGGCAAGAUGGCCAGGAGUUUGUAAUGAAUGAUGACGUUAAUGCUGUCUGGGCAGGGGACCAAAAAAUGGUUCCUCGGUCAGUGUGCAGUGAAAGCUGUCUCCCAGGCACUAUCAGGGCCUUCAGGAAGGGGAAGCCUGUCUGCUGCUUUGACUGUAUCCCCUGUGCAGAUGGAGAGUUCAGCAACUCCACAAAUGCAGUGGCAUGUUUUCUAUGCCCUCUUGAGUACAAAUCAAAUGGGAACAAGACUCGAUGUGAUCUGAAAAACACUGAAUUCUUGAACUUUAAUGAACUCAUGGGUAUUCUGCUUAUGGCAUUUUCUUUAUGUGGUGGAUGUCUUACAAUCACAAUAGGGUUAAUUUUCUUUUACUAUAGAAAUACUCCCAUAGUUAGAGCCAACAACUCAGAGCUGAGCUUCCUGCUUCUCUUCUCUCUGACUCUGUGUUUUCUCUGUUCACUUACCUUCAUUGGUCGGCCCUCUGAGUGGUCCUGUAUGCUGCGUCACACAGCGUUUGGGAUCACCUUCGUCCUCUGCAUCUCCUGUGUUCUGGGGAAAACAAUAGUGGUGUUAAUGGCCUUCAGGGCUACACUUCCAGGCAGUAAUGUUAUGAAAUGGUUUGGGCCUCCACAGCAAAGACUCAGUGUUCUUGCUUUCACUCUCAUACAGGUCCUUAUUUGUGCACUUUGGUUAACAAUUUCCCCUCCCUUUCCAUACAAAAAUACAAACCACUACAAUGACAGAAUUAUUCUAGAAUGUCAUGUGGGAUCCGUUGUAGCUUUCUGGGCUGUACUGGGUUAUAUUGGGCUCUUGGCUCUUUUAUGUUUUGUUUUGGCUUUUCUAGCACGGAAGCUGCCUGAUAACUUUAAUGAAGCCAAAUUUAUCACAUUCAGCAUGCUCAUAUUCUGUGCAGUUUGGAUCACCUUUAUUCCAGCGUAUGUCAGCUCUCCUGGAAAAUUUCUUGUAGCAGUAGAGAUAUUUGCCAUUUUGGCUUCAAGUUCUGGAUUGCUUUUUUGUAUAUUUAUUCCCAAGUGCUACAUUAUUUUACUGAGACCAGACAAGAACACAAAAAAACAUAUGAUGGGCAAAAAUUCCUUCAAACACCUUUGA
This is a messenger RNA of Electrophorus electricus (electric eel), 2367 nucleotides long. The record is from RefSeq and is a predicted model, not a curated record. NCBI's taxonomy places the organism in Eukaryota, Metazoa, Chordata, Actinopteri, Gymnotiformes, Gymnotidae.